Drosophila willistoni is the source of this 2760-nucleotide messenger RNA. It is a transcript of the gene NetA, whose product is annotated as netrin-A. The transcript has 7 exons. Bases 58 to 2289 code for a protein of 743 amino acids. NCBI's taxonomy places the organism in Eukaryota, Metazoa, Arthropoda, Insecta, Diptera, Drosophilidae. Gene Ontology annotation, molecular function: protein binding. The record is from RefSeq and is a predicted model, not a curated record.
UGUGUGUGAGUGUGUGUAUUUUUUUUUUUUUUGGUCCAUUGUGAUUUCUGCUUGAUAAUGUCAAUGUCGGGUAAUCGUGGUGGUAAAGUGAUUUUUUGGCUCUUGGCCAUCAUCUGCUUUUGGCCAAUCCGUAACGAAGCCAUACCCAAUGAUAUAUAUAUGAAAAUGUUUGCCAUGCCACCGGCCGAGGAUCCAUGCUAUAAUGAUGAGAAUGCUCGUCUAUGUAUUCCUGAUUUUGUGAAUGCCGCCUACGAUGCUCCCGUGGUGGCCAGCAGCACAUGCGGUGAGGAUCAACCGCAAAGAUAUUGCGAAUAUACACAGGAUGCACAGGAGAUGUCAUGCCAGAGUUGUGAUGCACGCAGUUUGCAGAAAAGUUUCUCGUCACGUGCUCUAACCGAUUUGAAUAAUUCCAAUAAUGUAACCUGCUGGAGAUCGGCACCCAUUGCACCAAAUACCAUGGCAACGAGUGGCGAUAAUGUCACAUUGACUUUAUCGCUGGGUAAAAAAUACGAAUUGACCUAUGUGAGUUUACAAUUUUGCCCCAAAGCGCCACGACCCGACUCAUUGGCGAUAUAUAAGAGCUCCGAUUAUGGUCACAGUUGGCAACCCUUUCAAUACUAUAGCUCACAGUGUCGACGGGUCUAUGGCAAGAAUAGUCGCAUGCAAAUCACAAAGCACAACGAACAGGAGCCACGUUGCAGUGAUCCUCAUCGUCAGGGCAUAACCUCGAGAAUUGCAUUUAGUACCCUAGAUGGACGUCCAUCGGCCAGAGAUUUGGACUCAUCACCGGUUCUACAGGAUUGGGUAACAGCCACCGAUAUACGAAUUGUUUUCCAUCGUUUGCAACAACCGCCAACGGCAAUUCAACAACAACAGCAGCAGCAGCAGCAACACCAUCAAAUCUCUGCCGAUGCCAUUGAUGUAGCUGGAGGUGAUCUCAAGUCUCAAGUCCCAUCGAAAUAUAAUCAAUUGAUGGGCAAUAAUAUUGAACAGAUUGCAACAAGCAAUAAUCCUGCUGCUGGUGGCCUACAUUAUGCUGUCUCUGAUUUCUCUGUGGGCGGUCGUUGCAAAUGCAAUGGUCAUGCCUCAAAAUGUUCACCGGAUGAGACAACUGGACAAUUGAGCUGCGAAUGUCGUCAUAAUACAGCUGGACGGGAUUGCGAAAGAUGCAAACCCUUUCAUUUUGAUCGUCCCUGGGGCAGGGCUACGUCUCGCGAUGCCAACGAAUGCAAAAUGUGCAACUGCAACAAGCAUGCCCGUCAAUGUCGCUUCAAUAUGGAAAUCUUUCGACUCUCGCAGGGUGUCUCUGGUGGCGUCUGUCAGAAUUGCCGACACUCGACCACAGGGCGAAAUUGCCAUCAAUGCAAGGAGGGCUUCUAUAGGGAUCCCAGCAAGCCGCUAACUCACCGCAAGGUGUGCAAAGCCUGCGCAUGCCAUCCGAUUGGUUCAUCUGGCAAGAUCUGUAAUAGCACCAGCGGUCAAUGUCCCUGCAAGGACGGUGUCACUGGUUUAACCUGCAAUCGCUGUGCCCUCGGCUAUCAACAGAGUCGUUCACACAUUGCACCCUGUAUCAAGCAAUCACCGCGUAUAACCAAUAUGCUGGACACACAGAACACAGAGCCGGAGACGCCCGAUUAUGAAUCAUCACCAGCAGAAAGAGGAGGAGGAAUGGCGGCAUCAGCAUCAUCGCCAUCUUCUUCUUCAAUGACCGCCGCCGCUCAAUCUCAAUAUUAUCGCAACGAGGGCGGCAGGGAUUGCGGCAGAUGCAAAAUAAGCACCAAAAGGUUAAAUCUCAACAAGUUUUGCAGAAGAGAUUACGCAAUAAUGGCCAAAGUGAUUGGUAUCGAUACGAGCAGCGAGGCGGCAGCAGCAGCAAGUCGCGCAAUGGAUACCGACGCGGAUUACGAAAUGGAUCAGCAGGUGGAUCAAACGGGGUCGGAGGUCAACAGCAACAACAACAGCGACAACAACGAAAUGGUUCGCUACGAUCUACAAAUUCAGGCCAUAUUCAAGCGUACCAAAAUCGCGACGAAAGGGAACGCCGCCGUCUAUGGAAUGCCGAGUACAAUGCUAAGACGAGGUCCUAUGACCUGGAUCAUACCAUUUAAGAGUCUCGAGUGUCGUUGUCCCAAAAUCAAAGUGAACAGAUCCUAUUUGAUAUUGGGACGUGAUAACGAGGCCCAGCCAGGUUAUUUGGGUCUAGGACCACAUUCGAUUGUUAUCGAAUGGAAAGAUGAUUGGUAUCGGCGCAUGAAACGUUUUCAGAGACGAGCACGUUCGUGCGCGUAACUUUUCCCUACUUUCUUCCCAACUUUAAUUAUAACUCUAGCUCUUUUCUUGAAAUCUCAAUCUGUAGUUCUCGAUCUUUUUACCCCUAUUUAUAUUAUAAGGAUCAGAAAUCAAAUCAAUUUCAUUUUUUUUUUCUAUCUCUCUAUCUUCUCCCUUGUGGUAAUCUUAAGAGCUACCUUAGCGGUAUUUAAUUUAUUAAAAUUAAUUUUAAUUGUUAACACCAAGCAUCUAUCUAUACGUAAAAAUUUCAAUCUAUCUAUAUAUAUAUAUAUAUAUACCUAUAUAUAUGAUUUGUAUUAUUUUAUCCAAUAAGACUCCACUCCUAAACAAAAAAGAAAUGCAAAUAUUUGCCACUUACACAGUCUCAGCAAUAGAAAAAAACAAACAAACAGAAAGAAGCCCAAAAAAAAAACAAGCAAUAAUUGUAAGCAAAACCAACAACUGAACAAAUAAAUCAAUAAUAAAUAGAUA